AUGAGUCGACAAACACCCCGAAAGCCGCGACACAGCCGCCAGCCUUCGAACCGCAUACCUGCAGUUUCAGACUACGAAUCCGAUGCUGCAGCCAUACAUACCGACUACGCGCCCCCGCCUCCACGCACAAACACCGAACUCAACCUUUCCGUGCUCCAACGCUAUCUCCCCUCUAUCCACACCAUUCUCAGCAUAGCAGCCAACGCUGUCAUCUACACCUUCAACAGCACCUCUGAGAGCUGGGAGAAGUCUGGCGUGGAAGGCACUAUGUUUGUCUGCGCGCAAAGUCCAUCUUCCGAGGAUCCUGCCCAACAACCACGAGCUUGCGUGUUUAUUCUCAACAGAAGAGGACUCGACAAUGUAAUUGUUGAUCUCUCACGGGUAUCCCAUGCUGAAGUUUCUGGUGAGCUUGUCAUCAUGAAGGUCGAGGGCGACUGGGAGGAGGGCGACAAGGUCCUGGGAGUUUGGAUCCACAACGACAAGGAUGAGACGAGAGAGAUGAACGCCGCCAUUAUCCAAGAAGCUUGGAAAAUUGCGCGCUCUGCGGGUCCUGUCGAAACUACACAAGGACCUGAAGCUGGCCCCGCCAUGCAGGCGAUGGGCAGGCGACUGAGUCUAAGCGAUCUCUUUGGGACAGCGAAUGGCUUUAAUGCCGGACACUAG
Messenger RNA from Fusarium pseudograminearum CS3096, 663 nucleotides. RefSeq lists its product as uncharacterized. Gene Ontology annotation, cellular component: P-body. The record is from RefSeq and is a predicted model, not a curated record. The coding region runs from base 1 to 663 and encodes 220 amino acids. Lineage: Eukaryota; Fungi; Ascomycota; Sordariomycetes; Hypocreales; Nectriaceae. The transcript has a single exon. Gene Ontology annotation, molecular function: enzyme activator activity; mRNA binding. Gene Ontology annotation, biological process: positive regulation of catalytic activity; deadenylation-independent decapping of nuclear-transcribed mRNA; deadenylation-dependent decapping of nuclear-transcribed mRNA.